UACAGCAUAGCAAAAGUUUCCCUUUCGUAAACAUGAAGCUUCCACUUCUCCCAAGAAGAGAAUUAUUACCAUUUCUUUAUAUUAUCAUUGUUACAAAAUAGAGAACUGAAUUUGUUUUUAUUCUAUCAUCAUGUACACUUCAUAAUUUUGAGUCUGGCAUUUCUUGUACAAUAGCUGCCAGAUUAAUCAAAGAGCAAAAAUGGCAGAAAUGGAGAAAUGGGUCGAUGAAAUUAAAGAAAAUCUCAAGAAUAUUGAUACUUCCAAGGAGAUGGAGUGCUGGAAAAAGAGGUCUAUCUACAGAAUACCUGCCUGUAUCAGUGAUUUAAGCAAAUCAGCCUACAGGCCUGAGGUAGUCUCCUUAGGUCCUUACCACCACGGUGAAGAAUAUUUAAAUCCCAUGGAGGAGCAUAAACAACGAGCACUGGUUCAUUUUCUGAAGAGGACAAAUAAAUCAAUCGACUCCAUUGUUGAAAGUUUCAAAAGAAUGGUGCAAGAUUUGAAAGACUCGUAUGAUCAGCUUGAUGAUGAGAAGUGGCAAAAUGAUAAGUUCAUUCAACUGAUGAUCCUUGAUGGCUGUUUCAUGCUGGAAAUCUUUUAUUUCCCUUCUCAAAAAGCAGAUUACUACGCUUUCAAUGAUCCCAUCUUCAGUAAGCAUAGGAUGCUCAAUAUGAUGAUUCAUGUCGGUCGAGAUAUGUUGAAACUUGAAAAUCAAUUGCCAUUGUCUGUUAUUUACAAGCUGGCCGAUGCUGAAACUGACCAGGAUAAAGAGUUGAUCAACAGGCUUAUAUUCAGUUUCUUCUUUCCCAAGAAAGAUUUCUCACCUCUAGGACAAUGCUUGCAUAUUUUGGACGCAUAUAGAAAGAUCCUGCUUGCUGGCUGCCUAUCAAAAGCAGAUACAGAACUUAAAGAUGGAGAAGGAGGAGGAGCUACACAAUCUGCAACAGAUCUCGACGAAUUUGGAAUCCAAUUUCAGAGAAGUGAAACUACCAGCAUCAAAGAUAUUUCAUUCCAGGGUGGUGUCCUGAAGCUUCCACUUGCAGUUGUGGAUGAUGCUUUUGAGUCCACAUUUCUGAAUCUAUUAGCCUUUGAGCGUUUCCAUGCUGGAGUAGGCACUGAGGUAACGUCAUAUAUCUACUUCAUGGACACAAUCAUUGUCCACAAAAGUGACGUUGCUCUCCUGCAAUCUAGAGGACUCAUCGAAAAUGCAAUUGGAAGUGAUUCUGUUGUUGCCCAGAUGUUUCACUUGCUUGCCAAAGAUACAGCGAUGGACCCAAAAAGCAACCUACGGGUGGUGGUCAAGAAAAUUGAUCAACAUUGCCAGAAGCCAUGGAAUCAGUUUCGUAGUUAUUUGGUCCGCACUUACGUCCAUAACCGAUGUCCCAUACUUUCUCUUACUGCUGCAAUUAUCAUUUUUGCCUUGGCAUCUUCGCAGACCUUUUAUACUAUUUUUCCUUACUAUCAUCCAAGAGGCAACUGAACCUAUUAAUUAUGUUAAUUUACAUUUUAAAGUUCCAUUCAUUUUAUGGAAAUAUUAAUCAAGAUAACAAUAUUUUGAUGUGUGAUGCACUCAUGCAAAUUGGUUAAUAAAAAAUAUUUUUCCGAUUAGUGGGAAGCUUUAAGGGAUGUCCAUCUAUAAGUAAGAAAAUAGUAGGCAAAUGAUCAAGUCUAGCAUAGCCUUAGUA
Manihot esculenta (cassava) is the source of this 1682-nucleotide messenger RNA. RefSeq names its product UPF0481 protein At3g47200. The record is from RefSeq and is a predicted model, not a curated record. Bases 200 to 1477 code for a protein of 425 amino acids. The transcript is spliced from 2 exons. Lineage: Eukaryota; Viridiplantae; Streptophyta; Magnoliopsida; Malpighiales; Euphorbiaceae.